GAAGAUAUAAUGGUAAAAAGAGGAAUUUUCUUUCCUCUUGAUCCCAAAUCCCACGAGCCUUUCUUACUGGUACUAAGAAUCCCGAGCGUCAAAGAAUCUGGUUUUUCCUCUCCGUUUGCCCGUCUGCGAGUUUCUUCCUUCUCACAACAUUCUACUUCUUUCCUAGUAACAGCAAAAGUAGUUCACGGAGUCCCUUCAUCUCAGGAAAACAUAUCAUUCCUCUAUUACUUUAGUCGGCCCUGUGUGGGUGUACUGUGUACUAAGAAAACAUUUCUUCUCUUCUGAAAACUUGGAUCAAUGGAGCAUGACAGGUUAAAUUCUCCAAGCACCUCUUCAAUUAUUCUUGAAAUCCUCGGCCAUCAACUGCAAUUCUCUCAGGAUCCAAAUUCAAAGCAUUUAGGAACUACAGUUUGGGAUGCAUCAAUGGUGUUUGUUAAAUUUCUGGAAAAGAAUUGCAGAAAGGGACGGUUUUGCCCAUCCAAACUGAAGGGAAAGCGUGUUAUUGAACUUGGAGCAGGUUGUGGAGUUGCUGGAUUUGGGAUGGCACUGUUAGGUUGUGAGGUUGUUGCAACAGACCAAAUAGAGGUUGUGCCAUUGCUAACGAGAAAUGUAGAGCGUAAUACAUCAAGAAUCACGCAGAUGGAUGCUAAUUCAGAGUCAUUCGGUUCAAUCAAGGCUGCAGAACUGGACUGGGGAAACCAGGAUCAUAUAAGGGCUGUUGAUCCACCAUUCGACUACAUCAUUGGCACAGAUGUUGUUUACGCAGAGCAUCUCUUGGAACCACUGUUGCAGACAGUAUUUGCUUUGUCUGGACCCAAAACCACAAUUUUGAUGGGGUAUGAGAUCCGUUCUACAAGUGUUCAUGAGCAGAUGCUUGAUAUGUGGAAAAGAAACUUUGAAGUGAAAAUCGUUCCAAAGGCUAAGAUGGACAGUAAGUACCAGCAUCCAAGCAUCCAACUUUACAUCAUGGGAUUAAAGCCUCCAUCUGGGAGUAUAGAAAACAUGACUCAUAAGAUUGAUCAGCAAGCUGAUGAAGUUGAAACUGGAAGUGAAAUACCAAAAGAUGACAAUGGUGGGAAUAGUAAUAACAUGAAUAACACGGAUUAUUGCAAUAAUGAAAAAGCUCAAGAAGAUUGUGAACUAGCGAUAAAGUUUCCAAAAGCAAAACUUACUGACUGGGAAGCAAGAAGGCUUGGCUCAAUGGCUGCUCGGCUUCUUCGAGAUGUCAAGAUAACAUAAACUUUCAGCUCUGGCAUUUGCGAUUUAUCAUUUGUAAUUAGCAGUUUGCAUGGGAUCUAAAUGCUUUGCUUUCAUUGAAUUUAUUAUCAGUGUCUAAACGCCUGACUUCAAAUUUUGUGGAUGCAUUGGAACAAGACCGGAUAUGAAUGAUACAGCAUAUGCUGCUUCCAAUUUGAAGUAAAUAUUCAGGCCAUUGGCACUGAAGAACUCCUUAUUCUAGUUCUGUUUGGAUCAAAACAAGCAAGGUGGGAGCCUGGAGGGUACCAUCUGGUUUAUGGAAACUUAGACCGAUGAAAUGGAUCCUUGGGAAAUAGAUCUGAACAAUGGACAUUGAAAUGGAGGGGGUGCCAGCAACUGAGCAUGCUGAAAGUAUCGUAGUCAUUGCAAUUGCAUGAUAAACACAAGUGAGUCCUGACAAGCGAAGCUGACUUUCAACAGUUGCAGCAGAUAUUUAAGAACUUUCAAUUAUGCAUGUGAACAGCAUAUGAAAAGCUUAUAAUUUGUUUUCUGGCUGUAUUGCUCC
Hevea brasiliensis (rubber tree) is the source of this 1762-nucleotide messenger RNA. RefSeq lists its product as uncharacterized. The record is from RefSeq and is a predicted model, not a curated record. Lineage: Eukaryota; Viridiplantae; Streptophyta; Magnoliopsida; Malpighiales; Euphorbiaceae. The coding region runs from base 298 to 1239 and encodes 313 amino acids. The transcript has 10 exons.